Carcharodon carcharias (great white shark) is the source of this 3463-nucleotide messenger RNA. It is a transcript of the gene twnk, whose product is annotated as twinkle mtDNA helicase. Lineage: Eukaryota; Metazoa; Chordata; Chondrichthyes; Lamniformes; Lamnidae. Gene Ontology annotation, molecular function: 5'-3' DNA helicase activity; ATP binding; single-stranded DNA binding. Gene Ontology annotation, biological process: mitochondrial DNA replication. The record is from RefSeq and is a predicted model, not a curated record. Gene Ontology annotation, cellular component: mitochondrion. Bases 615 to 2723 code for a protein of 702 amino acids. The transcript has 7 exons.
ACGGAGAGUGAGGGAGAGGGAAGCAGGUCUGCCAGACAGGCCGCGGGCGAAGGCAUUCACUAGGGUUACCUUGCCUGGCAGCGCGAGGCAACCUAAUCCCCGGGCCAACGUUCCAAAUGCCCGGGCCAACGUUCCAAAUCCCCGGGACAAGAUUCUAAAUCCCCGGGCCAACGUUCCAAAUGCCCGGGACAACGUUCCAAAUCCCCGGGACAAGAUUCUAAAUCCCCGGGCCAACGUUCCAAAUCCCCGGGCCAACGUUCCAAAUCCCCGGGACAAGAUUCUAAAGCGAUACACGCGCCCUCGGCCGGACCUCCUCCUUGUUACACAAGGUUCAUCCUUUGUUACACACGUGAAGGGAGCCGCUGUGAAUGCAUGCAGUGUGUAUGUACAUGUGUGGGUGUGUGUAUAGUUACAUAACGGGGCUCUCUUAGUUCCCGGGGUUGCAUAAACCCGUGCCUAAUGUUAGGAGUUGCAAUGCUGCAGUUUGAGGCUGCAGAUCGCGGCCAGGCGACUUUGAAGGAACUGCCUCAGCGUUGCAAACGUGGUCGCCGCUAGGCUGGGCUGGGUUAGGUAAAGGAACUUUGACCUUAGUUUGGACGUCACAGGAACAGAGGAUGAACAGAAUUGAGGAGGGACGGUUGGGCAGCGGUAGACUUGGUUCUGUGGGAGCUUACAGGUCGUACAAGGAGAACAUGCUUUGUUCAUUUCACUGUGGCUGCAGAGUGCUCGGUGGGAUCCUGCAGGGGUCAAGCCGGUCACGAAGAUGGUACAGCAUGGCGGACUUCACCCGCAAGCGAUGGACUGCGCCGCCAGUUAACCCUGGAAGGGGGAAGGCCGGUACAGCGUUGGCGUGGCGGAGAGGCUCGGCACCCCUCAGCACCACACCCUCCCUCGGCUUUUGCAUCAAGGGGUGCGUUAAGAACAAGGACUUAAAAGCGGACCUCGUGUCCUCCAUCUUGCCAGUCACGGUGACGGAGAUCCGGCAGUACCUCCGGUCGAAGGGCAUUGCGUUCCACGACGGGUACAGCUGCCUACAUGUGCCCAGCUUGUUUGUCGGGAAGGUGUUCGACACGGGCAAGGCAGAGAAGGAGACCCUCACCCUCUUUAUUGACAAGACCACCGGCCAGUUCCUGUGCAAGGAGACGCUACUGGAGGGGAGCUGGGAGGACUUCCAAGACUGCCUGGAAGUGAUGCAGAAGGAAGGCCGGGCCAACCUGGGCCCUGACGUACUGCUGAAGGUGCCGGAAAGUGACUGGGAGCUGAGCGAGCAGGAGAUGGACCUGAAGGAGGUCCAGCAGAUCUGGAACAAAGCGAUGGCCUUCGCCGACUUGGAGGAAGAGGAGACCCGUCUGGUCAAAGCCAUGUUCGGGAUCACAAAGGUUCCCAGCCCAACUCUCAAGAAGCUGAGUGUGAAGUACUUCAAACCCACUAAAAGUUUGGUGUUCCCCUGGUUUAAUUGGAGGGAUUCGAGCUUGAAAGGGCUAAAGCUGCUUUCGGCCGAGCAGGAUGGCCACCGGGUCAACUACGUGGCGACGACCCUGCCAAAGCCCAGCGGCUACCACAACCUCUUCGGUCUCCACGUCCUAACCAGGAAAGACACAACGCUGGUCCUGACUGGGAAGGAAACUGACUGCCUCGCGGUGACCACUGCCACCGGCCUACCCUGCGUCUGCUUGCCCCGGGGCGUGAGCUGCCUACCCCCUCUGCUCCUCCCCUACCUGGAGCAGUUCAAGAGGAUCACCCUGUGGCUGGGCAGCGACCUCCUCUCCUGGGAGGCCUCCAAGAUCUUCGCCCGCAAGCUCAACGUGAAGCGCUGCUUCCUGGUGCGGCCAGGUGACCAGCAGCCCUGCCCCCAGGAGGCGCUGGCGAUGGGCCUCAACCUAGGCAAGAUCGUGAAGAGCGCCAUCCCCGCCAGUCACAAGUCCAUCAUCUCCUUCCGCCAGCUGCGAGACGACGUGUUUGGAGAGUUGGCCAACGUCGAUCAGGUCUCCGGCAUCAAGUGGCAGCGGUUUCCCGAUUUGAACAAGCUCCUCAAAGGGCACCGAAAAGGGGAGCUCACGGUUUUCACAGGUCCUACAGGCAGCGGGAAGACGACCUUCAUCAGCGAGUGCACUCUGGACCUCUGCAUCCAAGGGGUAAACACCCUGUGGGGAAGCUUUGAGAUCAACAACAUCCGGCUGGCCAAGAUCAUGCUGACUCAGUUUGCGAUGCAGCGCCUGGACGAUCAGCUGGAGAACUAUGAUGAGUGGGCCGACAAGUUCGAGAACCUGCCCCUCUUCUUCAUGACAUUUCAUGGGCAGCACAGCAUCAAGUCAGUCAUCGACACAAUGCAACAUGCGGUGUACAUGUAUGACAUUAGCCACAUUGUUAUAGACAACCUGCAGUUCAUGAUGGGACAUGAACACCUCUCUGUUGACAAAAAGGAGGAGGAUGCUAAGGAGCUGCAGACAGCUUCUAUCUUUGGGACAGCCAAGGCCAGUCAGGAAGCUGACAACGUGCUCAUUCUACAGGACAGGAAGCUCGUCUCGGGCCAGGGGAAGCGCUACCUGCAGGUGGCAAAGAAUCGCUUCGACGGAGACCUGGGCACCUUCCCGCUGGAAUUCAAGAAGGCCUCGCUCACCUUCUCGGCCGUCAAAGUGAAAGCCAAGCUGCGGAAGGUGAAGGAGGACGACCCCGCCCCGGAGACCUCUGGGAAACCCGCCGGUGCCAAAGAGAAAAAGUGAGGUCGGCAGAGGAACCCACCCCCUCCCCCGAACUCCCGGGCACGGAGGGCGGUAUCGGGAGCGGAGACGGCCACCGUCGAUUGACCUCCUGCUGGCACGUGAACUCGGGCUCCCCCGGCGCCCAAGGUUUCCUGUUGCGGUAACGCCGCGGUAACACCGCGAGAACACCGAAGUCAACUCCGCCACUGUGGCAGGGGCUUGUCACCCUGUCGACAGGCCCAGGCCGGUUCCCAAUGUGCAGACGGUUCUUUUACUUUCCGUUGCUCUCGUACACUAGCCCUCGGCAACCUUCAAAGGCACGGCGCUAUCGUGCUGCGGGUUAAUGCUUGGGAAAAGACACUGACGGAACUUUUAAAACAAGUCCGAGCACUUGGGAGCUGCUUAAACGGCAGCUAAUUAUUUACCUGCCUUCAACCUAACCCUGUGGUCUGAGCCGCAGACCCAUCCGAACACCCUCCCUGAAUUUUCUCUCCUAAGGAGUUGAAGGCGUUCACUUUUUUUCUGGAGUAACGGAAGGAAAGGUCCUGCAUUUAUUUGACGCCUUUCACAACCUCAGGAUGUCCCAAAGUGCUUUACAACCAAUGAAGUGCUUCUGAAGUGUGGUCACUGUUGUAAUGUUGGUCGACCCUCAACGUGACAAUGAGGGGGGACAAUCUGUGUUCAGAGCUCUCAGAGUUGACGUGAACCAACUAAUUAACUGACCGACAGGGGCAAAAAAACAAUGAUGAUGCUUGAAAUGA